Molecule: messenger RNA, 3635 nt
Organism: Anopheles maculipalpis
Lineage: Eukaryota; Metazoa; Arthropoda; Insecta; Diptera; Culicidae
Gene: Oseg4
Product: WD repeat-containing protein 35
Exons: 6
Coding region: 45-3635 (1196 amino acids)
Biological process (GO): intraciliary retrograde transport; protein localization to cilium; non-motile cilium assembly
Cellular component (GO): non-motile cilium; intraciliary transport particle A
Molecular function (GO): protein binding
Source: RefSeq, a predicted model, not a curated record
CCUGUCGAUUGAAUGUCACCGGAAACGAAACACACCGCUGCAGAAUGUUUAUUUACCUGAGUAAAAAGAUUGCCAUCCCGAACAACACGAGGUUGAACUGUAUCGCAUGGAACAAGGAUCAAGGGUACGUGGCGGUCGGCGGUGAGGAUGGACUGUUGAAGGUGCUAAAGCUGGAACAGGCCAGCAGUACGACGGUCGCAGCCCAACCGGGCAAAGCACUGCAGGCGAGCAAUCUGUCCAUGAACCAAACGCUCGAAGGUCACAAAUCGGCCAUCCAGGUAGUUACGUGGAACGAGUCCCAGCAAAAGCUAACGUCCUCCGACAAGGAUGGCGUUAUUAUGGUGUGGAUGCUUUACAAGGGUUCCUGGUACGAAGAGAUGACAAAUGAUCGCAAAAAGUCCACCGUAAAGGGUAUGGCGUGGACGAGUGAUGGACAGAAAAUUUGCAUCGUGUACGAGGAUGGUACGGUGAUCGUUGGUUCGGUUGAUGGUAAUCGGAUCUGGGGUAAAGAGUUGAAAAAUGUCUCACUGACUGGCGUGCAGUGGAGUCCGGACGGAAGGUUGCUACUGUUCAGCAUCAAGAAUGGUGAGGUACAUCUGUACGAUAAUCAGGGCAUCUUCGUGAUGAAGCUUCACAUCCAGUGCGUGUAUCUUACGCCAACCAAGAGUGUUACGGUGGUGGGAUUGUGUUGGUUCCACAAGGGUACCUCACCGAGCAGACCGGUGCUAGCGAUUUGCUACGAAAAUGGGCGCAUGCAGCUGAUGCGUAACGAGAACGAUGACGCACCGGUGGUGGUGGAUACGGGGGUGCAAGCUAUUUCAUGCAUGUGGAAUCAUGACGGUACGAUAUUGGCGCUGUGUGGCAUGAAAACCAAUCUGAGCAGUGAUAAGGAUAGUAGUCAGGUGCUUUUUUACACCCCGUACGGUGUGCACAUCCGGACGCUGAAAAUUCCCGGCAAAGAAAUAACCUCUCUCUCGUGGGAAGGAAAAUCGCUACGAAUCGCACUGUCGGUUGAUUCGUUCAUUUAUUUCGCCAACAUCCGGCCUGAUUAUAAUUGGUGUUAUUUCAACCGUACCGUUUGCUACCAGGAAGCGGUAGGGAAUGGCGCUGGCGAUGAGAUCGAUACGGUUACGUUCUGGGAUACAAGCUCGAACCAGUGCUAUGGGAAGCAGAUAGAUGCGCUAAUGUCGAUGGCGGCCUCGGUAGAUCAUUGUGUGCUGGCCGUUGAAACGCGCAUGACCGGCAAGGAGUUUAACAUUGUGAGCGAAGGCAAGGGAAAGGAUCUGAUGUAUCAACUGUUGGUUUGUAAUUCUAUCAGCACGACGGUUGAUUCGAAAUAUAUCGACAUACGGCCAGAGUUUAUUACAAUGAACUCUUCGCAUGUGAUCGUCGCCUCGAAGGAUCACUUUCUGCUUUGGCAUUAUCAUACACCGAAGGGAGCUUCAACGCUACACGCGAACCUUAAGAUCAAACGUGAUCGCAAAUAUCAUAUCGACGAUACACCAGCACUCGAAGUGCUUAACGAUCUCGAUUCGAAAACGGCCAACGAAAUCCCACCUAAAGUUGACCCAAGUCAGGAUCCAAUCUGCUGUCUAGCAUCCUCGGAAAAUCUACUCCUAAUCGGUCGCGAAAGUGGACUCAUUCAUGAGUACACACUUCCGCAUCUGGUACUGCGCAAUCGACACUAUCUGCAGGCACGCAGUUACAAGCUUGCAAUCAACUGCAACUCAACCCGUGCCGCCAUGAUCGAUUGUAAUGGUGUGCUGACGACGUUAACGCUGCGUGACGAUACGAGUGAAUCGGAACCGGCCGGAUCUGCGACGCCUCACAUCGAGCGAAAGGACGUGUGGGCAAUUUGUUGGGCCCGGGACAAUCCCCAGCUGCUGGCGAUAAUGGAGAAGACGCGCAUGUACAUACUGCGUGGUGCGGAUCCGGAAGAACCGAUCACUUGCUCCGGGUAUAUCUGUAACUUUGAGGAGCUGGAAAUUACCGGAGUUUUGCUGGAUGACAUUGUGAAGGGUGGUGCAACACCUAAUGUGAAGGAACAUCUGUUGCAGCUGCGCGUGAAGUCACUUCGCGACACGGAAGAUCUUCUCGCGCAUGUGGGGAUUGCCGAGGCGAAACAGUUCAUCGAAGAUAAUGCUCAUCCACGUUUGUGGCGUCUUCUUGCGGAAGCAUCGCUCAAAAAACUUGAUCUCGAAACAGCGGAAGCCGCAUUCGUUCGAUGCAGCAACUAUCCCGGCAUUCAGCUUAUAAAGCGUCUGAAAACGAUCCAACUGGAGGCACUUCAGCGGGCGGAGAUUUGUGCAUUUUUCGGUGAGUUUGAUGAAGCGGAAAAGCUCUACAUGGACGUAGACAGGCGAGACUGUGCGAUCCGUUUGCGACAAACGCUAUGCGAUUGGUUUCGUACGGUGCAGCUGUAUCGGCUCGGACCGGGCAUCUCGGACCAGCAGAUGGAGAACGCGUGGCGAGAGAUCGGACACCACUACAUGAGCAUGCGGGCGUGGGACAGUGCGAAGGAGUACUACGAGAAGGCUCACCAUACGGAGGGGUUGAUGGAUGCGCUGUACGCGUUGGAGCAGUAUGAUGAGCUUGUGGGGUGCAUGCAUCGAUUGCCGGAGAAGAGUCCACAGUUGGCAAAGCUCGGUCAACAGCUAGCUACGGUGGGAAUGUGUGAGCAAUCGGUCGCAGCUUACCUGAAGCUUGGAGAUGUAAAAUCUGCUGUUUCUACGUGCAUCAGUCUCCGGCAGUGGGGACUUGCGGUGGAGCUGGCUCAGAAGUACCGUAUGCCGCAGAUCAACACGCUGCUCAGCAAGCAUGCGGCGCAACUCCUCCAAGAGGGUAAACUACCGGAAGCCAUCGAGCUGCAACGCAAAGCGGGAAGAUAUCUGGACGCAGCACGUCUGCUGGUUAAGAUGGCCGAAGCGGAAGCAGAAAAGCGUUCAGAUUACGUAAGAAUUAAGCAGCUGUACGUGCUUUCGGGGCUGCUGGCUGAGGAGCACGUCGAGAAGCAAUUGACCGUACAAGCGGCUGGAAGUAGAGCCGUAGUACUGUCACAGCUAAGCCCAGAAGAUGCGGUACUAAUCGAGCAAAUAUGGCAUCACGCGGAGGCGUAUCACUACAUGCUGUUAGCACAGCGUCAGCUGAGAACAGGCCUGCUGCACAGUGCCGUUGUAACUGCUCUUCGACUACGUGACUACGAGGAUGUCUUGGAGGUGGAGUCACUGUACUCACUGCUCGCACUCGCUAGCUGUGCUGAUCGAUCGUUCGGUACGUGCUCGAAGGCAUUUAUUAAGUUGGAAUCGAUUGAAACGAUCUCGGAAGCUCGUCGCCAGCAGUACGAGGAGUUGGCAAUUGAAAUCUUCUCCCGAUACGAACCACACGAUGGCAAGAUGAAGCACAUCAGUUGCUUUACGUGCGAGACACCAGUGGCCGACUGUAGUACACUAUGUCCGAGCUGUGGCAGUCGAUUUCCACCGUGUGUCGCAUCGGGACAACCACUGACAAAUCCUACUGGAGCCUGGCAGUGUACCGGGUGCUAUCAUCUAGCGAGCCCGCUUGAGAUUAGUACCCGAAAGACAUGUCCCCUGUGUCAUCGGGUAAUAGCACCAACGAAAGGAGCUAUCGAGAUUUAA